This is a messenger RNA of Anopheles stephensi (Asian malaria mosquito), 2167 nucleotides long. RefSeq lists its product as uncharacterized. Lineage: Eukaryota; Metazoa; Arthropoda; Insecta; Diptera; Culicidae. The record is from RefSeq and is a predicted model, not a curated record. The coding region runs from base 670 to 2058 and encodes 462 amino acids. The transcript has 2 exons.
UACCCCGGUUCGCACGUUCGGGUUUUGUUUGAAAGCACAAAGCAAGAUAAGAUAACACACGCGGGGACGCACGGUAGGACUUUUUGGGCACCCGAAACAUAUCUCUUCCCGGCAAGGGUGAGAAUGGGUUUGAUUCGACCGUGGUGGAAUUGGUGGAGUACUAGACCAGGCCUGGGCCGGGCGUCCAGCCAAUGAUUGGGCAGUUCUAUUAAUUUACUGUCCGGUGUUGUUGGGUCCUGCUGGUCGGCUGGUCAGCAGAUUUCGUGCACGCUGACUGGGCGAAAUUUUAAUACAAUCUUUUGCAAGUCACGGUACUUCCGUCGCGUAACAGCAAAAUGUUGGUGCUGUUAUCCUAGUGUCUUAGGUAAAGCUUAGUAAUUCGUUGGUUGCGAGCAAACCGUUACUUGGGAGCGGACAUUGUGUAAAGGAAGAGGGACCGUUUUUGCUUAUAAUCGUUCAACGAAAUCGAUCCAUCCGAUAAGAUAAAUCUUACUUCUAUCAGUACAUCAGUGGCGUUGAAAGCGGGGUUUUUCUUUAUCGUUUUCCUUACUCCAAUGUACCGAUCGGACCGGCGGGUUGCUGUUGCUUUCCCCAUAGCAGAUUGGUAAGCGUCUAGUGUAGUUCAGUGUAUUAUUCCCGGUGGAAAAGUUGCAAUUGGCGGUGUAAAAUAUGGUGCUUGAAACGAAAUCCGACCUGUCCGAGGAGCAAGUAGUGGCGGUCGAAUCUGCUCCCUUCAUUGAAGAGACAAGUGAGAAGGCUAGUCGUGUCGCGGAAGAACCGGCGAGCGAACCAUUCCAUUCCGGCGCACCACAACUCGAUGGCCGACAUGAACUUCCGAAGUACUUUUACACCGCCAUGGAGCAGGUGGCCAAAGGUGAAGGAUUCAAUGCCGGCCAGUACAGCGUGGAGGUUGAGGAUGGUUCCAGCAAAGGGGAUGGUUUCGCUGGUGAACUGUUCAGAGCUUAUCUCAGCGAAGGUGAUCGUCGGGAGGUGUAUCUGUGCAAGAUACCUCCACUGAACGAAGCCCGACGCCAGCAGUUCGGAACGAUGGCAAUCUUCGAGCGGGAAGCCCUUGUGUACAACACGUUCCUUCCACUGAUGUUCGCUUACCAGGAGGAGAAAGGCAUUAGCAGAGAGGAUGGAUUUUUCUGCACCCCGAAAUGCUAUUACGCGCACUACGAUGGGCCGACCGAGGAAGCGAUCAUUGUGAUGGAAGAUCUACGCCAGAGCGAGUACACGAUGUUCAACAAGGAUAAGCCGGUGGAUUACGAGCACAUCCGGUUAGCGGUGGAACAACUGGCUCGCUACAAUGCUGUCUCGCUGGCAAUGAAGCACGAUCGACCACAGCAGUUCGCCCAGUUUAAGGUGCACGAUCCAAUGAAGGACAUGAUGGGUCCUGGAAACCCCUUCCUGAUGAUGCUCCAGAAGACGGGGGCGGAUGCGAUCGAAACGCUCGAACCGCACGAAACGAAGGAACGGGCGAAGGUGCAGAAACUGCUCGACAACAUGGUGGCGGAUUUUGAACGGUUCGAUAAGCACGAGCUGGCCGAACCGUACGCAGUGCUUGGCCACGGUGACUGCUGGAUUAACAACAUGAUGUAUCGGUACAGGAGAGGAGCACCGGAGCAAGUCAUUCUGCUCGAUUGGCAGUCGGCCCGCUACUGUUCGCCCAUCCUCGACCUAGCGUACUUCAUCCUCUGCUGUACGGAUGAAGAGUUUCGCCGGCGGCACUACGACGAGAUGAUGAGCGUGUACUACAACUCGCUGGCAGCGCUGCUCGAAAAGCUUGGCCACAGCCCGCAGCAAAUCUUUCCCCGAACCGCCUUCCUGCGGCAGUUGCGCCAGUACGGUCGGUUCGGUUUGCUGUUGGCCGCGUUCGUCGUGCCGAUGAUGUGCACGCGCAAGGAGGAUCUGCUCGAUAUGGACGCGACGGCCGAAAUGUUCCUCGAAACGCAAAACGUCGAUAUUGCCAUCUACACGAAGAACACAAAUCAGAGCGCUUAUCGUAAGCGUAUGAGCGCGGUGAUAAGGGACGCGGUGCGGUAUGGCUACAUUUGAGCGUCACGGGCACAAAGGUGUGUUCGGUGGGUCUACUUUUGUUUUUUGGUGGUGUAGUUUUUAGAACCGUGUUUUGUUUAAACCUUAAAGAAUAAUUUUGUAAAAUGUA